GCUGUUACUACUUAUUCAAUCGUCUUACUGACAAUGAACAAUUCACUUUUGCAGCGUUACAAAAUUGGUUACUCGUCUUGCAUUCUUUCCUUUACGCACAAUCAUUGACUUUGACGUCCAUCUCACUGUUCUCAUUAUCACCACUCUUGCCAGUGAGAACGAUCUGUCGGACAGUCGGACUGCUUUGAGUCAUCCAUGUCUGUGUCUGUCUCAUUCAGCCUCGGUACCGUUAUCAUGAUCUUCGUCUUCAUGGUCAUGGUCACCGUCCUCGGCAUACUCUUGCUUGUCAUCGUGCGUGUCCGUGGCCACAACGAUCGUUACGCCUGCCGCUCGUUGUUCCGGAGAAAGGAGAGUUCGGACGACGACUUGACUGUCUCUAUCUCCCCUUCUCGUCCAACGGUUGUUGGUCUUACCUCUACCAAGGGCUUUCCUGUGAUGCAUAUGACUGUCACCCCACCCACCCCAGCGCAAGCUCCCCCACGGCCACACAAGAGUGAUUCCUGCGAGAAGGAUGAGGUUCACGAGUUGUCUCGCAACAGCUACAAUGAAGGCAUGGUGGCGUAUGGGUAUGCUAUAUAA
Messenger RNA from Suillus subalutaceus, 579 nucleotides. RefSeq lists its product as uncharacterized. The coding region runs from base 196 to 579 and encodes 127 amino acids. The transcript has 2 exons. The record is from RefSeq and is a predicted model, not a curated record. NCBI's taxonomy places the organism in Eukaryota, Fungi, Basidiomycota, Agaricomycetes, Boletales, Suillaceae.